Molecule: messenger RNA, 1325 nt
Organism: Odobenus rosmarus divergens (Pacific walrus)
Lineage: Eukaryota; Metazoa; Chordata; Mammalia; Carnivora; Odobenidae
Gene: PAG1
Product: phosphoprotein associated with glycosphingolipid microdomains 1
Exons: 6
Coding region: 1-1305 (434 amino acids)
Biological process (GO): negative regulation of T cell activation; intracellular signal transduction
Cellular component (GO): plasma membrane; membrane raft
Source: RefSeq, a predicted model, not a curated record
AUGGGACCCCUGGGGAGCAUGCUGAGCAGUGGGCAAGUGCAGGUGGUCCUGUGGGGCAGUUUGGCAACUGUCGCCACUUUCUUCCUCAUCAGCUUCCUCGUUUUUCUGUGCUCCAGUUGUGACAGAGAGAAGAAGCCGAGGCAGCAGAGUGGGGACCAUGAGAACCUGAUGAACGUGCCUUCCGACAAGGAGAUGUUCAGCCAUUCGGUAACUAGCCUGGCCACAGACGCACCUGCCGGCAGUGAGCACAAUGGGAUCCUCACCAAUGGCGACAUUCUUUCAGAAGACAGUACUGUGACCUGCAUGCAACAUUAUGAGGAGGUCCAGACCUCAGCUUCGGAUCUGCUGGACUCCCAGGACAGCACGGGGAAGCCAAAAUGUCAUCAGAGCCGGGAACUGCCCAGAAUUCCCCCUGACACCGCAGUGGACACGAUCCUCAACGCGAGGAGCGUGGACGGGGUCCAGGGCCUGGGGACAGAAGGGCCGUAUGAAGUGCUCAAGGAUAGUUCCUCCCAAGAAAAUAUGGUGGAAGACUGCUUGUAUGAAACUGUGAAAGAAAUCAGGGAGGUGGCAGCAGCCGUGAACCCAGGGAGGGGCCACAGCAGCAGGUCAAAGUCGACUUCUGCUCUGAAAGAGCUUCCCGGGCCCCAAGCCCCCCAAGUGGACUUCGCUGAAUAUGCAUCAGUGGACAGAAACAAAAAGUGUCGACAGAGCGUUAAUGCAGAGACUGUUCUUGGAAAUUCUUGCGAUCUGGAAGAGGAAGCCCCACCACCUGUCCCCGUUAAACUUCUGGAUGAAAAUGAAAACCUUCAGGAGAAGGAAGAGAGCCAGAGAGCAGAGGAAGGAGCCACAGAGGGGACCAGCGAAACCAACAAGAGAUUUAGUUCAUUGUCGUACAAGUCCCGGGAAGAAGACCCAACUCUCACAGAGGAAGAGAUCUCAGCCAUGUAUUCAUCAGUAAAUAAACCUGGACAGUCAGGGAGUAAAUCAGGACAGUCUCUCAAAGCUCCAGAGUCCAGCUACACCUCCAUCCAAAGAGCCACUCAGAGAUCCCCCUCUUCCUGUAAUGAUCUCUACGCUACUGUUAAAGACUUGGAGAAAAGUCCAAACAGCGUCAGCACACUUCCACCAGCAGUAAGACCCAGUGAGGAGCCCGAGCCCGAUUACGAAGCAAUACAAACUCUAAACAGAGAGGAAGACAAGGCCACCCCAGAGACCCACGGCCAACGUGGCCUUUUCCCAAAAGAGAAUGACUAUGAGAGCAUUGGGGACUUGCAGCAAUGCAGAGAUAUCACCAGGCUCUAGCAACCCAGAAGACAAGCCCA